Sinocyclocheilus anshuiensis is the source of this 1447-nucleotide messenger RNA. Its product is annotated as H/ACA ribonucleoprotein complex subunit 2-like protein. NCBI's taxonomy places the organism in Eukaryota, Metazoa, Chordata, Actinopteri, Cypriniformes, Cyprinidae. The coding region runs from base 629 to 1081 and encodes 150 amino acids. The transcript is spliced from 4 exons. The record is from RefSeq and is a predicted model, not a curated record. Gene Ontology annotation, cellular component: nucleolus. Gene Ontology annotation, molecular function: RNA binding.
CAAACAAAGCCAAAACCUAGACGCGUCCUGGGAAAAUGGCACGUAUGGUCACCCUAAACUAAUGUUAAUGCAUAGAAUGUUAUUUUAACCUUACCAGAAAGUCUGUCUGUUCUGUUGUGAAAUGUCAAGUAAGUGUUAAAGGCCACCAGUACCCAAAACAAAUGCUAAAAGAUUUCUCUUUUUGAGGGGAGAAUUUUCACAUGCAUCCAAAGUGGAAUUGAACUGAAUGUUAUUUGGGAGAUAAAAUGAACAUAAAAAGUAUUUAUAUGUAUUUACUUCGUUUGUAAUAGUUUUCCCUGAUAGUUUUUUUUUGUUGUUUUUUUUUGGUAGCCGAGAAGAAAAACUGUAAGCUAUUUUCUUUAAACUAAGGUUUUUACGGAAGUAUUCUUUGUAAAUGUUGCAGACGAUUAGUUUUGAGUGUAUGUGUGCGAGGCAGAUGUUUUGACUGAAUAAAAUCUCAUAAUUUGUUCAUUCUGUGCACAAGGGGUCACUGUUUACAAAUGUUGCUCACAGUUCGUGCCGCGCGUGAAAAAAAAAAACACCGGAAGUACGGUUAGAGUUGCUGCACGUGUGUUCUCCAGCAACAGAAAAACCGCCCUCAAGUUUGUUCCACAUAUUGAAGCGAAACAUGACGAAGGUAAAGAAGGAGAAAACUGUCGAAGAGGAGACCGGGGGAACAGAGAAAUCCUAUCAAGAAUUAAUAGCUAAUGUAAACCCAAUCGCAAACCCGCUUGCAUCGCGUAAACUAAGCAAAAAGCUCUACAAGUGCGUCAAAAAAGCGGCUAAAAUCAAACAGAUCCGACGAGGAGUAAAAGAGGUACAGAAAUUUCUCAACAAAGGAGAGAAGGGUAUUGUGGUGUUUGCUGGAGACACUCUUCCCAUCGAAGUGUAUUGCCACUUACCAAUCAUGUGUGAAGACCGAAACCUGCCCUAUGCUUAUGUGCCAUCUAAAGUUGAUUUGGGCUUAUCAGCUGGAUCGAAGCGUCCCACCUGUGUUAUCAUGGUCAAACCUCAUGAUGAAUAUAAAGAAGCCUAUGAUGAGUGUCUGGAGGAAGUCACAUCUCUGCCCAAACCAAUCUGAGGACACUUGAAUGUUUUAUUUGUAUUUUUUAAAGAACGAGUGAAUAUAUCAAAUCAAGUUAGAAUGGCUGUGAGUGACUUUGGAUGGUGUUCAUGUUCACCAGUGCAUCUGUCAUGUCAUUUAGAGACUUAAUUUGCAGAAAGAAGCACGAAUGUAUGAUAGCAGUUAAUGUGAUGUUGUGUAAAGUUCAUGUCACCGGACAGUGGAUGGAGCUGUUGUUCAGCCUGUUGUGUUUCUCAAUGUUUGACUCUUGAUCUCCCUUAUGCUUCAUGUAUUGAUUGGUUUGCUUUUCAUUUUUCAUAACUGCUUUGGGGCAGUGGACCCCAGAGAGCUCCAAGAGAUGUCAAAAUAAACUUUUUCUCUUUU